This is a messenger RNA of Gopherus evgoodei (Goodes thornscrub tortoise), 1560 nucleotides long. It is a transcript of the gene OTUD6B, whose product is annotated as OTU deubiquitinase 6B. Gene Ontology annotation, molecular function: cysteine-type deubiquitinase activity. Lineage: Eukaryota; Metazoa; Chordata; Testudines; Testudinidae. The record is from RefSeq and is a predicted model, not a curated record. Gene Ontology annotation, biological process: protein deubiquitination. The transcript is spliced from 10 exons. Bases 271 to 1263 code for a protein of 330 amino acids.
CGGCGGACGACUUCGAGCUGCUCGUCAGGAGUCAGCGCAGGGAGAAGCGGGAGCUGCAGGAUGAAGAAAGGGAAGCAGAAUGGUGAAGUGAUUUCCCCACUUGGUGAAUCAUUUUGAGAGGCAAGGUUAUGGCCCAGGAAUUUGUCUUCCAGUCCAUAUCUCUGUGCAGCUUUUUACUGCAUUAUGGACAACACUUAAAUUGAAUAUAAGGUACAAAAACUACCAUCGUGCAGUUAUGAACAAUGAAACCCACAAGCCAAAAUUCAAGCUAUGAAAAAUGCUGUACCUAAGAAUGACAAAAAGAAAAGAAAACAGUUGAUUGAUGAUGUUGCCAGGCUGGAGGCAGAAAUGGAACAGAAGCACAAGGAAGAACUGAAGCAGCUAAAGGAAACUUUACCUGAGCAGAAUAAGGUAGAUUCUGUGGCUGAUAGUAUUGCAAGUUUUCAGCUUGAGGAAAGAGAGCAACAGAUGCAGCAACCUCGAAUAUCAAAAGCACAGAAAAGGCGGGAGAAGAAAGCUGCAUUGGAGAAGGAAAGAGAAGAAAGGAUUGCUGAAGCAGAGAGAGAAAAUUUAACAGGAGCCAGACAUCUUGAAAGUCAAAAGCUUGCUCAGAUAUUGGCAGCAAGGCAGUUGGAGAUUAAACAGAUUCCAUCAGAUGGCCACUGCAUGUACCGAGCUAUUGAAGACCAGCUCAAGAAUCAGCAAAACUCCUGGACUGUUGCAACCCUGAGAAGUCAAACUGCAGAGUAUAUGCAAAGCCAUGUUGAUGAUUUCCUGCCGUUUCUAACAAAUCCCAACACAGGAGACAUGUAUAGCCGAGGGGAGUUUGAAAAGUACUGUGAUGAUAUAGUCAACACAGCUGCCUGGGGUGGUCAGCUGGAACUAAGGGCUCUAUCACACAUUUUGCAAAAACCAAUUGAAGUAGUGCAAAUGGAUUCUCCUCCCAUUAUUGUUGGUGGUGAAUAUUCAAGCAAACCAUUAAUACUAGUGUAUAUGAGACAUGCAUAUGGAUUAGGAGAGCAUUAUAAUUCCGUAAAACUGCUAACGGACACUGCUACAGAAAAUGGUCAUUUAAUGAAAGCACUUUGUGGUCUUGCUGAAAGAGAUGCAAAUGAGGACUUUACCUAUAAAACAAGUAUUAUCACUGAAAAACAGAGUGAACAGAACUUUAAUGAAAUUCACAAUCAGCUCAUCAAACAAGGCAUUUCAGUGCUGUCUGGCUCCAAACCUCCUUUUGCUACAUUGUUGGCAUGUUACCAAUGACCUGUGUUUCCUAUUGGUGUUCAUCUUUGUUACUUGAUGCAAAUAGGGUGAUUUGACUACUGGUAUGCAAAAUGCUCUGGUCAUUACAACCAUAUUCUCUCUUUACAUCUUUUUCUUAAGAGGGCAGAUCAAAUAUGAACUUCGGGUUUGUAAAGUUCUUAACCGGGGUAUAGGCCUUGCGUUAUGUUUGAGAGCGCUCUGCUGAGAUUAGGGCCCAAUUGUUCUAGACCAGGGAUUCUCAAACUGGGGGUCGGAACCCCACAGGGGGUCGUGAGGUUAUUACAUUGGGGGUCGCAA